AUGCUUUCAACCAACUUACUCCUGGAAUUAGCUUUAUGUGAAAUCAAACUUAGUGCGGGAGAUUUUUUUAUUUGCAAAGCAAUUCGGACAUUGGAUGGGACUAAGGUUGUUGGAGCCUACGUUCGCAUGCUCCAUGAUGUCAAAGGUAAGCUACGACAUAGGCGACGGCUCGUCGGGCCUAUUGUAGGUUAUCGUAUAGGUACCCGAUUGAUCACCUUUAGUAUGUAG
Molecule: messenger RNA, 228 nt
Organism: Suillus paluster
Lineage: Eukaryota; Fungi; Basidiomycota; Agaricomycetes; Boletales; Suillaceae
Exons: 2
Coding region: 1-228 (75 amino acids)
Source: RefSeq, a predicted model, not a curated record